UUUUGUACCAGGUCUUUGGCCCUUACAUUCAUAGCGCAUUCAAGUCUACCUAAUCUGUUUGAGGUAUAUAUAUUGCUACCUGACUUUAAGGGUUUCGUAUGCAAGUGUGUGCAUGCGUAUCUUUGGGACAGACUACUUGGUGUGCAUGAGCCUGAUCGAGGAGUGCACGCGUGUCCACCAAACAGGUGAUCCUUGUUUAACGUCGAUCCGACGUUGGACUUUAUCUAAAUACUCAGUUCUAGGAGAAUGAUUGCAAACCACGGAAAGCUAAAUCUCUGUUUACCUUCAUGAGCACGUUUGAAGACAGUAUAGUGGACAAGCAGCAUUAUUUACUUUGGGUAGCUGUGAAGCCUAAUUCGUCAUCCAAGUGCUCCGCUGUGGCAUCCUGGAACGGACUUCCCAAUUCUGUUUUCUUAAAUAGUGCGCUCUUGUCUCCUGUGAUUUUUUUCUAAAUAAAUUAGAACAGCAUUUGGUUUGUGGUUUAAAUGUACGGGAUCCAGGAGCAUCUGAUAAGAGACGUCAGCGGAUUAAAAGAAAGAACUCUGGGAGAGGAGAUGGAUCCGGUGCGGUCCUGGGUGCGUAAUGUCGGUGUUGUGGAUGCUAAUGUAGCAGCGCAAAGUGGUGUAGCUCUCUCCAGGGCCCACUUUGAGAAGCAGCCCCCCUCUAACCUGCGAAAGUCCAACUUCUUCCACUUUGUCCUGGCACUCUAUGACAGACAUGGACAGCCUGUAGAGGUGGAGAGGACCGCAUUUGUGGACUUUGUGGAGCAUGACAAGGAGCAGACGGGAGAAAAGACCAACAAUGGGACACACUACAAGCUACAGCUCCUUUACAGCAAUGGGGUUCGUACUGAACAGGAUCUUUAUGCACGGCUUAUUGACUCCGUCACUAAACAGCCUAUAUCGUAUGAGGGACAGAAUAAGAAUCCGGAAAUGUGCCGGGUUCUGCUUACUCAUGAGGUUAUGUGCAGUCGCUGUUGUGAGAAGAAAAGCUGUGGAAACCGGAACGAGACGCCUUCAGACCCCGUCAUCAUCGACAGGUUCUUCUUGAAGUUUUUCCUGAAGUGUAACCAAAAUUGUCUGAAGACAGCAGGGAACCCAAGGGACAUGAGGAGAUUUCAGGUAGUCCUGUCCAGCACUGUGAGUGUAGACGGCCAUGUGCUAGCUGUGUCAGACAACAUGUUUGUCCACAACAACUCCAAACACGGCCGGAGGGCUCGCAGGUUGGAGCCAGGAGAGUCCCUGGAGAACGGCAUGGAGUACGCGACUCCCUGUAUUAAAGCCAUUAGCCCCAGUGAGGGCUGGACCACAGGUGGGGCCAUGGUCAUCGUGAUCGGCGAGAACUUCUUUGAUGGGCUGCAGGUGGUGUUCGGGAGCAUGCUGGUAUGGAGCGAGUUGAUCACACCCCAUGCCAUCCGUGUCCAGACACCCCCUCGCCACAUCCCAGGGGUCGUUGAGGUCACGCUGUCCUACAAAUCGAAACAGUUCUGCAAGGGGGCGCCUGGGCGCUUCAUCUACACAGCGUUAAAUGAGCCCACUAUAGACUACGGUUUCCAGAGGCUUCAAAAGGUUAUUCCCAGACACCCCGGUGACCCGGACAAACUGGCCAAAGAGAUGCUACUGAAGAGAGCCGCCGAUCUGGUAGAGGCCUUGUACGGAAACCCUCACAGCAACCAGGACAUGUUGCUGAAGCGAGCAGCAGACAUUGCUGAGGCCCUGUACAGCGUUCCCCGUCCCCACAGCCAGCUGCAGGCCCUGCCCAGCUCCCCAGCCCACGGCAGUGUCAUGGGCCUGGGUUCAUACCCCUCCCAGCUGGGGGUCAGCAUCGGGGAACCAGGACAAAGCAGCCAGGGUUACAUCCGUAACUCCAGCAGUUUGUCCCCGCGGGGAUACCCCUCUGCCUCCACACCUCAACAGUCGGGCUAUGGGGGCGGCGGAGGGAUGAGUGGGGGCUACGGGGCAGUGCCCAUGACUAGCCUGGGGGUACCAGGGUCUCCAGGAUUCAGCAGUGCCUCCCCUGCUGGCUCUCCCUAUGGCAUAAUGCCAUCUAGUCCCACCAUCCCGGGUUCCAGCUCCUCCUCGUCCCUCCUGCCAUUCUCCUCCUUUCCAUCCUCAGCCAAACAGAAGAGCGCCUUUGCCCCCGUCCUUAGGCCCCAGGGUUCCCCCUCUCCAGCCUGUCCGGCAUCAGGAGGCAACAGUUUCAGAGAUUAUUACUAUUCUCUUUCCCUAUAGCGAUGAGUGGCCUGGUCGUUCCCCCUAUGUAGCAGCACUCCCCCAACUCCCCAUCCAUCACCUACAAAACCAAACCAGACCACUGCUUCAACUCUGCUACCCCCUCUGCAGGCGCUGACGGGCAGGGAUGGUGGCGGAACACACACUGAUUUCGUGACCAGCCACAGCUAUCCUCACUGACGCCCUGCCACUCGUUGAGUCCAUGUCUGACCCAUCUGGAUCAAAGGGAAGGGGGAUAGAGUGAGUCCAGAGGCCAGCCGGUCCCAGGCGCGGAAAGAAGACGUCUUCGUCUGAAGUAGCAGCAAAGACAUGAGACUACUCCAAAACACAGUAGAAC
Esox lucius (northern pike) is the source of this 2568-nucleotide messenger RNA. RefSeq names its product EBF transcription factor 2 (gene ebf2). Bases 486 to 2231 code for a protein of 581 amino acids. Gene Ontology annotation, biological process: regulation of transcription by RNA polymerase II. The record is from RefSeq and is a predicted model, not a curated record. Gene Ontology annotation, molecular function: RNA polymerase II cis-regulatory region sequence-specific DNA binding; DNA-binding transcription factor activity, RNA polymerase II-specific. The transcript has 16 exons. Lineage: Eukaryota; Metazoa; Chordata; Actinopteri; Esociformes; Esocidae.